This is a messenger RNA of Salvelinus namaycush (lake trout), 2292 nucleotides long. RefSeq names its product cell surface glycoprotein 1-like. The transcript has 5 exons. The record is from RefSeq and is a predicted model, not a curated record. Lineage: Eukaryota; Metazoa; Chordata; Actinopteri; Salmoniformes; Salmonidae. Bases 1 to 2292 code for a protein of 763 amino acids.
AUGCCUCAGCUGGCUCGUCAGGUUCUCAAGCCUCCGUUGGCUCGUCAGGCUUCCAUUAUCGAAACUACCGGGAAUGCCUCAGCCAGCCCAUCAGGCUUCCAAUCCUCAGCUGGUUCGACAGGCUCCCGCGCCUCAUUAGAGGCGACCGGCCUGGUCCUCGGGACCGUUCCUCUGGCUGGAGCCGCGCAUGGGACCACUUCAGAGCAUCAAACAUCUGUGGUCCGUGAAGCAGACCCCCAGAAGGAGGAUGCACCAGUGACAUCAUCAGGGAACAAGACCGACGCACCUAUGAAACACUCCAGGGAAGAACCAGGGGGCAGUGUCAAGAAAAAGCCCUCCUGUCAACACUGCCACACCUUCUGGCCCUCCUGUCAACACUGCCACACCUGCUGCCCCUCCUGUCAACACUGCCACACCUGCUGCCCCUCCUGUCAACACUGCCACACCUGCUGCCCUCCUCCUGUCAACACUGCCACACCUGCUGCCCCUCCUCCUGUCAACACUGCCACACCUGCUGCCCCUCCUCCUGUCAACACUGCCACACCUGCUGCCCCUCCUCCUGUCAACACUGCCACACCUGCUGGCCCUCCUGUCAACACUGCCACACCUGCUGGCCCUCCUGUCAACACUGCCACACCUACUGGCCCUCCUGUCAACACUGCCACACCUGCUGGCCCUCCUGUCAACACUGCCACACCUGCUGGCCCUUCCCCUGUCAACACUGCCACACCUGCUGGCCCUUCCCCUGUCAACACUGCCACACCUGCUGGCCCUUCCCCUGUCAACACUGCCACACCUGCUGGCCCUCCUGUCAACACUGCCACACCUUCUGGCCCUCCUGUCAACACUGCCACACCUUCUGGCCCUCCUGUCAACACUGCCACACCUGCUGGCCCUCCUGUCAACACUGCCACACCUGCUGGCCCUCCUGUCAACACUGCCACACCUGCUGGCCCUCCUGUCAACACUGCCACACCUGCUGGCCCUCCUGUCAACACUGCCACACCUGCUGGCCCUCCUGUCAACACUGCCACACCUGCUGGCCCUCCUGUCAACACUGCCACACCUGCUGGCCCUCCUCCUGUCAACACUGCCACACCUGCUGCCCCUCCUCCUGUCAACACUGCCACACCUGCUGCCCCUCCUCCUGUCAACACUGCCACACCUGCUGGCCCUCCUGUCAACAAUGCCACACCUGCUGGCCCUCCAACCAUGCCUACAGCCUCUCCAAACCCAUCCUCCCACCAGACACUGCCAGAAGACCAGACCAAGGGUCCAUCGAAGGUAAACGGAGGCGCACCAAUGAAUGAGCCAAACCAACUUAGUCCUACAUCAGUCACACAGGCCUCAUCCACACCCGAGACAGCUGAUCAGAACAUAGGAGGACCUGCCUCAGACCCAACUCAACCAGCCAGUAAACUCUUGGAUGAGGAAGUCCUGAAGGGGACAUCACACGGGUCAAGGGAGCCAUCAAAAAGCCUUGAUGGUGAAGGUAACACAGAGGUUAGAGUUCUGAAUGAACGGAAGUCCUCUAGUAACCAGACCGACGAGAAUAUCACGAAUGAGGCAAACUCAAAGAAGUGUGUUGACCAAUCGCAAGUAUCCCUUGGUGAUCAGAGGGGUUCUGACCCAACAGAUGAGCCAAACACUAGUCAAACACAACCUGCUAGUCCAACUCUCUCAGUAACACAGGAGGUGCCUGAGAAGACAUCUAAGAGAAAAGAUCAGAACAAAACAGAACCUGCCUCAGUUCCAAGUCAAUCAGUAGGGCAGUUCCCAUAUAAAGACGCUCUGGUGGGGACCUCUCAGGAGACGGGAGAUCUGUCCAGGAGGCAAGGGGUUGGCGCCAGUAACCACAGAGACCAGAGCAGGAAAAAUGAAGCAAACUCACAGAACUUUGUUUUUGGAUCCCACAAGGUAGAGGCUGGUGACAAGCCUCAAGAAUCAAGACAAGAGACUUCCAAGCCAAACAAGGAACCAGAGAAGCUGAGUAAUACGGGUGGUGGUGAUGCCUCCAAGUCAUCUACUGUUGACUCCCCACCUGCAGGGAAAGAUCUGCCUCCGAACCAACGUAAUGAAGACAGCUUCCAGUAUCAGCCACUGCCACCUCAGUUGCCACCAAGAACACAACAGGUCACUGGAAGUGAUGACCUCACCAUCUAUUUCCAUGCCGUCAUUUCCAAAGACUUCAAACUGAACUCAAAUGACCGGAUAUUCUUAAGAUCUGAAAGUCUUUUUGGAACUUGGGAUAAAAAUGGCCCGGAAAUCUUUAUCACCCGGUAUGGUCUUUAA